UAAGACCUGGGUAAUACAUUUCCGGUUAAUUCGUGUUAUUUCGACAUUUACCGUCAUUUUCCGGUAUAUAUCGGACUUUUCCGUUAUUCCGAACAUGGUUCCCUGCAUUGGAAUUAAAAAUUUAAUCGAGCACCGGGAACUACACUGUUACAUCCUGGCAUUUCAAAAUGGCGUUGCGAGAUACAAAAGGCCGGUUCACGGCGAAGAAAUUAACGAAGAACAAGUGCAAAAGAUCACGAUCAACUUGUAAUGAUCAUAAUUAUUAUUCGGAAGAACGUUCUUCAUUAGAUUCGAGUUUAACUAAGUGCAGACAAAGUGAUACAAACGUGAAUUUGCCUGGAAAUGUUGACAGAGAUGGGUGGAGAGUUGGACGGCGGAUUGUGGAGCUGGGCGUUCUCUUAGAUAAAUUAGAAUACUGUGUGAAAUGUAAGCUAGGACCAGUAGCCUUAACAAAAUAUUCUCUUGUUGGUGAGUUAAGGAAAGGGUUAUCGGGUUUUCUUUACGUCAGAUGCAGCAACAUGGACUGUGAACAUGUGAACGUUGUCCCAUAUGGCAAGACACAUAGAUUGAAAGAUAGAGGCAUGCCUUGCUUCACAGCAAAUACAAAGCUUGGUGUCGCCAUGAUAGAUAGCAUUGGUGGUUCCGGGAAAGUGAACAACAUGCUCUCCACCCUAAACAUUGCCCCAGUGAAUAGAAAGAGUUUGCAGGAUAUGGAAAGGCGUGCUGGAAGAUUGGUAGAGUCUGUUGCCAAGCAGUCUAUAGAUACAGCUGCCAAAAACACAUUUCAGAAGGAAAUGAGUGAAAUUUCCCAAAAAGAAUCCAUAGAGGCAGAAGCUAGCAUGGAUGGUCUCAUAGAAGAUCUGGGUGUGGCACCAUUACCAGAUGCAUCACCAGCAACCAAGUCUGUCUUACAAACUGCAUUUGUAUCAACAAGUAAUGAAACAGAGUGCCCUGAAAAGGCAUCUCCCUCACCACCGAGACAGCAUAAAAGAAAGUGUAAACUGUUUGACCAUAAUACAUGUAGAAAAACAGCCAUCAAAAAGAACCUCCUCUCCACAUUCAAGCCUAAGAAUUUUUUACGGAAUUUUCAGUUUGGUGCUAAUGUUAAAAUUUCAGCUCAUACAUUUUUAAUGAGUUCGUCAAAGAUGGGGAAGAAGGUUCUGAAGAGUGUCAUAUGCCACAGACAAUGUUCAACAUGCAAUUGGUGGAGACGUCAUCGCCCUGGUCAGCAAAUACGACAACACCGAUGUGUACGAAACCACUUUGGAAGUGCCCGUUCCAUGGAGAGUGAGAGUGGAGAGAAAGCUGUACUGGCUUUAGCAAAAGCAGGUACACCAGUUGAAAUUCUUGAAGGUGAUGGCGACAACACUUUAUUAGCCAGACUUAAAAGCAAGCACAAUAUCAGUUUGAAAAAGAGAUAUGAUAAAAACCAUGUGAUAAAAAAUUUAGGCAAAAGCUUUUAUGGUUUACAA
Messenger RNA from Ruditapes philippinarum (Manila clam), 1472 nucleotides. RefSeq lists its product as uncharacterized. The annotation marks the transcript as partial. Lineage: Eukaryota; Metazoa; Mollusca; Bivalvia; Venerida; Veneridae. The transcript has 5 exons. The record is from RefSeq and is a predicted model, not a curated record.